Grosmannia clavigera kw1407 is the source of this 1236-nucleotide messenger RNA. RefSeq lists its product as uncharacterized. The transcript has 2 exons. The record is from RefSeq and is a predicted model, not a curated record. Lineage: Eukaryota; Fungi; Ascomycota; Sordariomycetes; Ophiostomatales; Ophiostomataceae. Bases 1 to 1236 code for a protein of 411 amino acids.
AUGCGGGCUCACCGGUCUCGUCCCAAUUCCUCCAAACCGUUGCAAGAGAAGCAACCGGUCGCUGGUUCUAGCAAGGCUCCGGGAUCCCCAAGGCGCAGCUUGCGGCUCCAAAGACAGAAUCCCACCAGUAGCGCAGAUAAUACUCAACUAUCAAGGCCGCCUGCUAUCGAGGAACACAAGUUAUUGCCUCCUACGGCGCCAUCACGAAACCCACACAUUGGCGGUGACGGCGACGGUGACGAACGCCAACCCAUACCGGCACGGCUGACCCGAAAGAAUUUGGCCCUGCUGAACAGGAUGGGCAAGAGGAAGCGUCCAACGACGUCAGGCUCUCGUGAAACGAUGUCCACGUCGUCAUCGGGAAGGAGCUCCUCCUCCAUGACGUCUGGUUUUGCUCUCCAAGCCUACAAGAACGGCAUACUUCAGCCGCUUUACUCCAAGCCUCCGACCAACCUCACAAGCAUUCGCAGCCGUGGGGCUGCAUCCCGUGAAACACCAUCGCCAACCGAGUCCAUGUACGAGGCCUUUGUCGACAGCGUUGAGGGGGCUGUCAACGAGGCAACGAUGGUGUUCGAGGUGGGCGGAAAGCUGCUGAAGGAGCACCCGAGAGGCUACAAAAGGGCCUUCAACAAGGCGUUCACGGGCUUUCCAAAAGAUGUCAGCUUCAACACUGGCCUGUCCGCACCGCAGCCCGACUUUGUUGAGGGUCUAAAGUUGCGCGAUUUCUUCCCUUUUCCGGUAGAUGAGCACGUCUGUGGCGCCGUUCUCUACAAGGAUGAUCCCAACUCUCUGGCACUUCCACACCUGGCGGGGGAAUGGAAAGGGAAUGGAAGGGAUAUGAAAACAGCAACAUUGCAGAGUGCGUACGACGGCGCUGCCCUCGUCUACGCGAGAAAUCAGGCACUGUCCUGGCUUGGAAAUCCUGAUCCCCCAGGACAUGCUGAGGUGACGACAUUCACCACGGAUGGCACCAGCCUCAAUCUCUAUGCGCACUAUGCUGCUAAAGCGGAGGAUGGCACAAUUGAGUAUCACCAAUACCGCAUCAAGUCUGUAGAUCUGGUGGACUCGUCACAGGGACUGAAAGAUGGCCGGAAAUGGCUUAGAAACGAGCAGGAUCAUGCGAGGGAACGGGCACAUGCACUCCGGGAUCAGUUGAAAGAGCACUGGCAACACCCUCCGAGAGACGAAUGCAAGACUGAGGAGACUGGGCAGACUGAGCAGACCGACCGAGGCUAG